AUGGCAACUGUUAUGCAUCUAUAUUUCCACGCGCGCAUGCGCAUGACCAUCAGCAACCUCGUAGGACGUGGCGAGAGUGACAGCGGGCUGUGGCUGUGUGUUGCAGGCGUGGCGGGCACGGUGGAGGUGCACCUGGAGAGCAAGGAGGGCGGCUUCUUCCUGAAGCACGUGUCGCGCCAGCACUACGCAGACCUGGGGCAGCACGCGCCGCCACCCAGCCCGCCGCCGCCGCCCCCGGACGACGCGGCCGCCGGCGCGGGGGCGGGCGCCGUGCUCAGCGUCGACCGCUUCAGCGUCGUGCAGAGCUCGCGGCCCGUCUCCGUGCGCGCCACCUACGGGCCCUUCUCCACCAAGCAGACGGUGCCGGCGCGCUACGUGGUUCCGGACCCGCUGGACCUGCCGCAGCCGCCGCUGCCGACGCUGCAGCACAACGGCAGCCUGCUGGACGCGGCGGCGGCGGCGGCGGCGGGGGCGGCGGCGGCGGCCGUAGCGGCGGCGGCCGCGGGGGCGGCGCCGCGCCGCCUGGACGUGAGCGCGCACAUCGUGCGGCCGCAGCUGCCGCGCGACCAGCCGCAGCUGCGCGUGCUGUUCCACGCGGGCACCGGCACCGCCGCCGCCGCCGACGUGGGGCCCGGCGUCGCGGCGCUGGGCGGCCGCCGCCACCCGCGCCAGAGGGUCUGCAUCGUGCUGCACGCCGCCCUGGGGGACCGCCCGCCGCUCACUGCCGCCUGCUCGCCCGACGGCGAGGACGGCGUCUGCCUCGCGCAGGUGACGGUGCCGGCGACGUGGUGGCCGCCGCUGUCGCCGCCGGGCUGGGGCGGGCCCUCCAAGUGGCCACCGCGGCGCGUGCAGCUGGCGUACUCGGUGCUGGAGCCGCGCGGAGAGGGCUGCGUGGCGCGCGUGCAGAUCCAGCCGGUGGCGCCGCUGGGGACGGUGCUGCUGGCGCCGGCCGCCUCCGCGUACCGCGAGCUGCGCGCGCCCGGCCCGCCGCCCGCCGAGGACGGCCUGCUGGCGCUGCUGCUGCCGCGAGCCCCGCUCUACCCACGGGCGCGCCUGCACGCGCCGCUCUUCCUGCUGCAGCCCGCCGCCGCGUUGCUCGUCGUUAAGGUGCGCGUGAAGAACGGCCUGCGGCUGCUGGGCGCCGAGGCGAGCUCGGAGCGCUGGAACGUGACAGCGUCGCUCAACGGCAAGCACACCGCCGCCACCGUCACCGCCUUCCGCAGGGACAGCCUGGCCGACGCGCCGCCGCAGCUGCAGCCCUCGCCGCACGGCAAACCGGGGAGCGGCGGAGCGGCCGGUGGCGGCGGCGGAGGGCCGUCCAAGGCGGAGGAGGUGUUCUCUCUGCUGGUGGCCGUGUCAGACGAGGGCGGCGCGGGGGCGGCGGACGCGCGCCUCGUGCUGAGCGCGCGUUACGUGCUGGCCGGCGACGUGGCGGCGGCGGGGGUGGCGGGGGCGGCCAGGAAGCCCGCGCUGCUCGAGGCGUCCGGCCGGCGGCGGCACACCGCCAGGCUCGAGGUGCACAAGGACGACAUCCAGGCCGUGCUGCCCAUAUCCAAGAACUGGGAAGUGAUGAACACCGCGGUGCUGACCGGCCACCAGGUGUCACAAGCCAUGAAGGUGUUCAUCGUGAGCCAGGCGGGCAAGGUGGCUGACGUCACGCUGCAGUCCGCCUGCCACUCCGAAGACGAGAGCGUGCUCAAGGUGUCCAGCUCGUGCAGCUCUGUGUACGUCGACGGCUCCGAGAUCCGCGGCUCGUCCAACGCCUCGGUGGUGGUCAAGUACGGCACGUACACGGGGCUGGCGCGCUUCACCGUCUGGAUGCCGGAGUUCCCGCUCGAGGUCAGCGUCGCGGACUUCCGCCUCAGCCAGGUCAAGGGUUGGCGCGUGCCCGACGAGCACUCCGGUAGAGGUGGCAACAAGCUGAAGAAACGCGAGGCCGCCGACGUGCCGCGGUGGGGCAAGGACCCCAGCUUCCAGGACAUGAUGGAGCACGACCAGAAGCCCAGCUGCCGACUGCGCUUCCAGCAGAGUCCCGUCGAGGUGUACGCGCGCUUCAGCGCCUCGGACCAGGACUCGGGGCGCGUGAGCUACUUCGUGAACCGGCGCACCUGGCUGCGAGUCACCGACCUGGUGGAGGCGCUGCUGCGCGUCUCCGACCCGCGCAUCGCCAGCCUCAGCGGACGCAUCCUGCAGGGCCGCGGCGUCGGGCGCUCCGAGGUACAGGUGCUGUCGCCGACGGGUAGGGUGAUCGGCGCCAAGGAGGUGCGCGUGGGCAACGACAAGGUGUCCAUCACGCGCCUGCAGGUGCGCGUCGUGUCGGGCCUGCAGCUAUCCAUAGUGCCCGACAGCGCCGUCGAGAACGGAUACGUUGCUGAGACCUCCGUCACGAGGAAGCUGACUGCCCAGUACCAGGAGGGUCUGCUCGACAUAGACAUAGAGUUCUCCGACGGGACGCGGACGCCGCUGCGCGAGGUGGCGGUGUCGGACUACCACCUGCUGGUGGAGAGCCUCGACCCCGAGGUGGUGGCGUUCGCGCCCAUGGUGACGUCGCCGCACCCCCGCGUCAUCGCCGUGGGGGAGGGCCGCGGAGACCUGCUGCGCGUCGCGCUGCUGCCGGCUGACGCCUGCCGCGGGGGCGGCGGAGGCGGGGGCGCCGUGACGCGUGGGCGGCCGGCCGCAGGCGGCGCGGGGGCGGCGCCGGCGCCGGCGCUGGCGGCCGCCUCGGCCUACGUGGAGGUGGACUUCUCGGGCAGCGACCUGCCGCAGCGGCCGGACCUCGUGCAGAACGACGGCGGCCCCGGCGUGGGCGGCGGCCUGCCGCUCGGCUUCGGCCCGCGCUCCAGCCGCGACAUGGUCGCCGACGUCCCGGACAUCUCCAUCGGGUUUCCGCUGAAAGACGAGAACAACCACGAGCCGACGGUGCAGGCGCGCCAGCACUCGGCGGCGGUGUCCGGUCUGGGCGGCGGGUCCGGCGUGCGCGGCUCACACGUGGGCGGCGGCGGCGUGUCGCACCACCACCUGGGACCCGGCGCCGCCCACGGCCAGCCCGCCGUCAGCCUGACGCCGCUCGAGAUCGGCAUGUACGUGCUGCUGGCUGCCUUCUGCUUCGCCAUCGUCGUCUUCGUGGUCUCCUGCGUGGUGUACGCGUCCAAGUUCAAGCCCCUGACGCCGAUGGAGGCGGCCACGUUGGGAGCGCGCGGCCCGGCGCUGGGGGCGGCCGGCGGCAGCUCGGGGGCGUCCAGCUCGGGGGCGGCGUGCCUGGGGGCGGCCGGAGGGGCGGGCGCCGCCGGCGGGGGGCCGCCCAAGGGCCAGGAGCCCACCACCACCAACGCGCACGACUGGGUCUGGCUCGGCCGCGCCACGCUCGAGCGCGCCUCCGUGGGUCCGCAGCGGGUACGGAUCACGGCGAACCCGCUGGAGCAGUCGACGGAGAUGCAGGCGUCAUCGGCAUCGGCAGCGGCGGUGCGGCACGUGCCCGCCGUGGACAGCUCGACCUACUGCAAGAAGGAGAGGGACAAGGAGAGGGAGAGGGAGAGGGACAGGGAGAGGCCGCAGCCCGCCACGCCGGUGCGACAGCACUCGAGGGAGCCGGCGCUGCCCACGCCGCCAGAGAGGAUGUGGCAGAUUCGCAGCAGCGGAACGCCGCCGCCGCUGCCUCCCCACGGGCUGGUGGCGCCCGCGCCCGCGCCGGCGUCGGCGGCGGCUGACAAGCCGCUGGAGGUGGAGUACCGGCCGCCGGUGCCGCCGCACCGCAACAUGGGCGUGACGGCGCGCAUCGGGCCCUCCCGCAGGCACCACCACCACCACCACCACCACCGCAGCAACAGGUUAGAGACCCACUACUGCCUCAACCACGCGCCGCCGCUCCAGUCGUCAUAUAGAUUUGAAAUAGAUGUAAGUGUGACGUUCCCUCUUGAUCAGGUGCCGCCGCACCAGCACCAGCUGCAGCACCACCAGCACCAGCUGCAGCAGCUGCAGCUGCAGCACGAGGCGGCAGCCGCGGCAGCAGCCGCAGCGGCGGCCGGCGCCAACUCCUCCGACUUCGUGCCUGGCGCGCAGCGGGGGGCGGGCGGCGGCUCGGAGGUGAAGCGCGCCACCAUCGUCGGGAACCCCAUGUUCUCUGCAGGCGCCGCCGUCGUCGCCGGCGGCGUGGCGCUGUCCGGCGCCGCGCACGACGACCUGGUCGGUCUCGACGACCUCAACCUCGGCAUGGACUACGACCAGAUCAUGGAGUACUUCGACAACCUCAAAGAGUCAAAUGCCUGAAUCUAGUCACGCGACUCCGUCGUCCGCAACCGCGGGGGGCGGCAACCGAUACCAAAAAGAAGCUAUUCGUGUACAACAUAUUUAUUUAUCUACCCGCGCCAAAUGUCACAUUUCUUUAACACGCGAAGCGUAACGCACUGAACAGCCACUGCUGUGGAGACGGUACAUUUGAAUAGUUUCUGUCAACAGAUUACUGUAUCCACUUCUUUUAGGUGGUGCAUUGUUCGUCUCCUGCAGCUAACAUGACCUAGCUUCGGACUCCGUCCGAAGAAAGCAAGGUGUCUCCAGCAUUUUUUCCACCGUAUGACGUUUGUGUUCCUGCUAGCUACUAUAUGCACGCUGUAUUGCUGUUGGUGUGUUGUAUCGUCAGCUGAUUGAAGUCGUCUAAGCAAAGGGAGGCGUCUACCUUCCCCCGCACUGUACAGUAUUUAUUCUAAAAAGAUGUUUCGAUUGAUGUUCCUACUUGUCACGCCUCUGACCCGUACCGCAACCUCACACGCCAGCUGGGAGCUGUCCGUCACCCCUGCUGCCGCAGCACAACUUUCGAGAAGCAUCUUUUUUAUAUUUUAUGCCAAAAAAGAACAAUGUCGUUUUGUUUAUAGAAGAAUUUUAUUUUUAUGCGUGUGCACUCCAUAGUUUUAUUAUGGGCAUCGUGCUGUCUGUUGGUGGCCUUUGCAUGAGAGGUACCCCACCACCCGAAUAUUUAAUAUAUUUAUUGAGGACACUUGAUUUUCCUUGUAAUGUCUGUGUUGUAAAAAGUGUACAUAACGUAUAAAUGUUUGUAUUUGUAAGCAUCUUAAUACCGUUGCACAUUUUAUAUGGGCCCAUAUACAUAUAUAAAAAGUAGGUGAGAGGAUAGCUUUUUUUCCCCAGUCACUUUUUUGUAUACCCAACCAGGGUUUAUUACAAUAUGGCAUGGUAAUUUGUAUCCUUUUAGUGUACUACGAGUCUAAAUUUGUUGACAUUGGAUAAAAUGUUUCUCGUACUAAGCAUUUAGCUAUGUUUAGACGCUAGAGUCAAUUACAGUGUGGAUAAAUCUAAGCGUGAUUCGUAUUGAAUAUUGCAGAAGUAGUUGUGGAGCGAGUAUUAAAUAUCUGUCACUCAAGUGUAGAUCGCUUUAUGUAAUAGGAGACGUAGUUCGUAGUGUACAGAACUAUUCUAUACAGACAUAAUGCUGGGCUCCAAACAUGAGUGACCCUCUGGUAUCAUACUUCCAUGAAAGAUAAUGCAUGUUAGUCACACGAGCUCUUUAGGGAAAAUUCCUCUGUGACGCGUUCAUCUGUGUACACUCAAUGUAUAAAGUGCAUAUCUGUCACAUUGAUGGUCGUAUCUGCUUCGUACUACAUGUGAACAACUAAUUUGAAAACGGAUUAGUGUUUUUCGUACAGCUCUUGUAACUACCAACUUGAUACAAAUUCACAACAGUCAGUAUAAUGCAGUCGCUUGUUUGUUGUGAUGACUUGCUGAACGAUUUCCCUCACUUAGUUGUAUGUGUGCUCACCAUGUACGCGUAAAAUGUGCUUUCACCGUGGCUGAAUGUCGCUUAAAGAUAGAGAAAAGAUCAGCAACCUACUCCACACUUAAGUCCCUGCCACGUAAAUUAAAAAUAUUUCCCAAUUUGUGAAUGUUGUAAAUUGAAAAUUCAAAUGAAGAGUAACUGUAUGUGUACAUAUUAUGCAAUGUCGAUGAAGCUGUUUCUUGAUACUGAUGUUUGCAGUUUAUGAUCGAUUUCAGUAGAAUUUUUAACGAGGUAUUUGUCCUCUUAUUUACAAUAUACGUACUCCAAAUUAGAUACUCGCAUCAGUAUGAGACAUAUGUUAAUUGUCUUACACAAAACAUGUAUUUAUUACACUAUAUUUUGUGAACGACUCACUGCUUCAUACAGUAUGUAUAUUGAGUAGUCCUCAACAAUUUUAUAUCAAUGAACUGUGCACAUAGUUAAGUGUUGAGGAAUGUCCAUUAUUGAACUCAUACCGGGUAAUCAAACAACCUAUCAACAUUACCUCUCCCAAAGGCAAAUAUUCUAAUCUCUCACUGAGAAUUUCAUAAUUAAGAGUACAUGUAACUCACCGACUGCAAAUGUUUGAUGUUAUAUGAUUAUAUGCCUACAGAGUCAUAAAUACAAAUAAAACAAAUUUGUAAUUGAAUAAAUGAUAAUUGCAAGGUU
Messenger RNA from Schistocerca piceifrons (Central American locust), 6433 nucleotides. It is a transcript of the gene dtn, whose product is annotated as transmembrane protein 132E. The coding region runs from base 1 to 4266 and encodes 1421 amino acids. The transcript is spliced from 19 exons. The record is from RefSeq and is a predicted model, not a curated record. NCBI's taxonomy places the organism in Eukaryota, Metazoa, Arthropoda, Insecta, Orthoptera, Acrididae.